This is a messenger RNA of Meloidogyne enterolobii, 2401 nucleotides long. The record is from the annotation of a GenBank genome assembly. NCBI's taxonomy places the organism in Eukaryota, Metazoa, Nematoda, Chromadorea, Rhabditida, Meloidogynidae.
UCAAUUAUUACUUCUAGUCACCUGUUUGUCAUCGGGCAUUCAUCUAUUUGUGAUGUCACCUCCAAGGCGUCCGACGCAAUCGAUGAGUGACGAGUUCUGGCGAGAGAUUGGGACUCCACUUGAGAGUAUCUAUGCUCUUCGCGAGACAGCUUCAAAUCUGAUCACGACUAGUUUUUACAACAAGCUAAGAAUGAGUGCUUACAGCUUUUGCCGUACUUCUCCUCCAUACAGUGCUACUACCACAAGACCUAUUAGCACUUCUUUAUUUGGACAUGGCAGGAACAGCGACCACCCAGUUCCGGAUCUCUACUUGAAUUUGGACAAUUUUCUGACCAACUUUACGAGGCACAUUUUUGAGGAUCUGUCGUACCGUUGGGGUGAGAAUUUGCUUCGUGAGUAUUCGAAAGGCUGGACGGCAUACAAGAAAAGUUCAGAAGACGUUGCAAAGAUUUUCGACGAUCUUAGCACUAGUUUGUCUUCUUCUUUCUUUAUGGGAUACUAUAAAAUGGCUCUCCAAGUUUGGGAGAGAGAGAUUAUGCGAAAGACCUUCCGAAAAAUUACUACAGCUGCACUUUGUUACGUCGAUCGUGCACGUGAUGGACUUGAAUUCCAGAGGAAUUUGGUUAACGAUUUUGUUGUCUCGUUAGUUGCGGUCGGUACUCACGAAACCGGAGACUAUAACAUCGAGUUUGAAACGUACAAUGGUGUUGUCGAGGUCUUCAAAACACUUUCUACCGUCUGUCAUUAUCCACUUUACCGGGAAUUAUUUCUAAAACCGCUACUCCAUCAAACUUACCGGUACUACGUUGAUUGGUCAUCUAACUUCUUGAAAGACGGCGAGUUCUCUGAAUACUUGGAACUGGUGAAACUUCAUUUUCUUGAGGAGGAGAGUUUCUGCGGCGAGAAAGAUCCUUGUUUUGAUCUCUGCACCUUGGUACCGCUUUGUAUGGUCUGCGCUGAUGCUCUUGUCAUGAGACAUAUUGAUCGAUUCUAUUCCGAGUUUGUGACAUUCCUCAACGAUCUGCAAAUAGAUAAAUUGCUGAUCAUUUAUGACUUAUGCAAUCGUAUUCCAUCAACCGUUGAUAGGUUGAAAGAACUGCUAGGAAAAUACUUUACACGUGUUGGUCUUAAAACUAUCAAUCAAAUUGCUGAUAAGGCCGAGAAAAGUCCUAAGCUAUUUGUUGGUACAAUAGUCCAGCUUCACGAUAACUUUAGCAAAUUAGUAAAGGACUCCUUUCGGACAAAUAACGAAUUUAUGACAACAAUGGAGGUAUCAUUCACUGAAUUUGUUGCCGAGAAUAACAUAACAAAUGGAGGAAAAACGGAGGCAAAAUCCUCUCGUUUGAUUGCCAGCUACUAUGAUCAACUAUUAAGGAAAGGUAUUGCAGCAGAGGAAAGGUUAUCUGGACUGGAAAAAGCUAUGAUUGCCUUUAAAUAUAUUCGAGACAAGGACACUUUCAAUGACCAUUAUCAAAAACUUCUCUGCAAACGUCUAAUAUACCAUCUAAGCGUUGGUAUCGAGACAGAAAAGGAAAUAGUGUCUAAAUUACGGGAGAAAUUCCAAUGUCCAAGAGUCUUUGAAUCAAUGCUCAACGAAACACACAAGAGUGAGAUCGAGAUGGAAGACUUCAAAAAAGAGGACAACAAUUCUCUUCCAGUCCUAGAUUUCUCUGUUAUCUUGCUUACUGAAAAAGUUUGGCCUUUUCCCAGCACUUCUAAUUUUUCCUUGCCUACUCAACUUAACGAUUAUGUCAAUGCCUUCGGUGUCUUCUAUAAAAAGAAAUAUAAAGAUAAGCGCAAACUCAGUUGGAUUUACCAAGUCUCGCGUGGAGAAUUAUCUUCGUUAGAUGGAAUAUUCAACAAGAAAUAUGUUUUUUUGUGCACAACACAGCAAAUUGCCAUUUUGAUGCUCUAUAACAAAUACGACUCUUGUAAACUUGACAAAAUUGCCGCUGCAAUUAAACUACCAAAUAACCAAAUAAUGUCACUGCUGCAAGUCUUAUGCAAAACUAAUUUGUUGAUCGAAAAGGAUUUGGGCAACUUUUGCCUUAAUAACGAGUUUAAAAGUGAAAAUACAAUAAUAGACUUGAUUCGUGCAGUGGCUACUACUAACACUGGAACUCAAAGAAAGGGAGGAGAAGUGCAAAAACUCAAAAGGGACGUAUUUCGGGAGUCUGUCCUCGAAACGGUUAUUGUUCGGAUAAUGAAGGCCCGUAAGAAACUCAAACACAAUGAUUUGGUUUCUGAAGUUACAAGCCAGUUAAAUAGUCGAUUUGUUGUGAAAGCUCGGAUGAUCAAGAGUUCAAUUGAACAACUUAUCAAGGAGGAUUAUUUGAAGCGUAGCGACAAUGAUAAUAACCUCUAUGAGUAUGUCGAAGCAGUACCGGAAGACGAAGAAUAA